Messenger RNA from Salvia hispanica, 1172 nucleotides. Its product is annotated as tRNA N(3)-methylcytidine methyltransferase trm141-like. NCBI's taxonomy places the organism in Eukaryota, Viridiplantae, Streptophyta, Magnoliopsida, Lamiales, Lamiaceae. The record is from RefSeq and is a predicted model, not a curated record.
UUGAAGCAAUGAACCGGCCGCCGCAGUGGAAGCAGCUUCUCCGCCACCUACCGCCGCCGCCGUGCAUAACGGCCCCCACUGCAUUGCCACCAAUCACACGCUCACCAUUUUCAAUUCAUCAAAAAGUUUUUCCCCAUUCUCCCAGCAACCAAUUCAAGCAAUUAAGCUGCAAAGCUCAAGUCUUUGCCGACAGUGAUGAGCAUUACUACUGCAGAAAAUCGCUCAAAUAUUGGGACAAAUUCUACCAGCGCCAUCAAAACAAGUUUUUCAAGGACAGGCAUUAUUUAGGUAAAGAUUGGGGUAAAUAUUUUUGUGAUGAUGAUGGAGGGGUUUCUGCAGAAGGGAAAGUUCUUUUAGAGGUUGGUUUUGGUGCUGGUAAUACUAUUUUCCCUCUGGUUUCAGCCUAUCCCACGCUUUUCGUCCACGCCUGUGAUUUUUCGACCGAGGCAUUGAAUCUUGUUAAGUCUCAUUCAAAUUUUGAUGGGAAGCGUAUGAAUGUAUUCACUUGUGAUGUUACGAAGGAAGAUCUUUGCGACAGAAUCUUGCCGUCUUCUGUUGAUCUUGUAACCUUGAUUUUCAUGUUAUCUGCAGUUUCUCCAAAGAAGAUGCCUUUCGUGCUACAAAACCUGAAAAAAAUACUGAAGCCAAAUGGUCACGUUCUAGUCAAAGACUACGGUGUUGGAGAUUCUGCACAAGUGAAGUUAGAGAACAGAAAUCAGAUGAUCAGCGAUAAUUUUUAUUAUAGAGGCGAUGGCACUUGCUCGUUUUAUUUCUCUGAAGAUUACUUAUCAAAUUUGUUUGCGGAAGCUGGUUUUUGCAUCGUGGAUCUGGAUACACACUGCAGACAAGUAGUUAACCACUCUCGAAAUAUGACAUUUGACCGGCGCUGGAUACGUGCCAUUUUCAAGAAGAUCGACUCGUAGUUACUUGCAACAGUUUGUCAAUUUUUAACAGCUUCUAAGGGUUUUCGAUCCCAGUCGUGAUUGAUACAAGAGAUGGUUACAAGGGAAUAUGUCAAGCUUCACAUUAAUGGAUGAAAGCAAGCAGACGAUGGGCCCGUUAAAAUCUUAAAAUCCUGAAGUUCCUGAUAUUUUGUUUUAAGGAAACGAAUCAUCCAUCGGUUCUUAUGUAAGAGAAUAUUGAAACGAUAAGCGCCUUUGUAAAGCUGGCAG